Molecule: messenger RNA, 1924 nt
Organism: Coffea eugenioides
Lineage: Eukaryota; Viridiplantae; Streptophyta; Magnoliopsida; Gentianales; Rubiaceae
Product: sugar transport protein 5
Exons: 4
Coding region: 201-1736 (511 amino acids)
Biological process (GO): monosaccharide transmembrane transport
Cellular component (GO): membrane
Molecular function (GO): monosaccharide transmembrane transporter activity
Source: RefSeq, a predicted model, not a curated record
UUACCUAACUCGACAUUAUUUUCACUCUCCAAUUCCCCUCUCAUAAGCAAAUCUUCCUUUCUUUAUACACUGACGAUUGAGAAAUAGCAAUAGUAUUACCACUUCAGUUGACUAGCGCAGGGAUCAACACUUCUUGCUCUUGCUGGAAAGCAAAAGUACAAGCUGAGAAUAACCAAGAAAGUUAAGAGAGUUACAACUUAAUGACGAAAGAUAAAGGCAUGGCUGUAGGCGUUGGGGGUCAUGAAAGGCUUAUCAAUGGCCAGGGCUUAGAGGUUGAAGGUAAGAUCACUGAUGCUGUGGUCAUCACCUGCAUCGUGGCUGCAUCAGGUGGUCUCAUUUUUGGAUAUGACAUUGGCAUUUCAGGUGGGGUGACUACAAUGGAACCAUUUCUUCAAAAGUUCUUCCCGUCAAUACUGAAGAAUGCUGCCGGUGCCAAAACUAAUGUCUAUUGUGUAUACGACAGUCAGGUUUUGACAGCUUUCACAUCUUCACUAUACGUUGCCGGAUUAGCUGCGUCUCUCGGGGCUAGCCGCCUCACAGCAGCCCAAGGCAGAAGGAACGUCAUGGUGCUAGGAGGUUUCACAUUCCUUGCCGGAGCUGCUAUCAAUGGCGGGGCUCAGACUAUUGCUAUGCUCAUCCUGGGACGUAUUUUGUUAGGAUUUGGUGUUGGUUUUACUAACCAGGCAACGCCAGUUUACCUUUCAGAAGUAGCUCCACCAAAAUGGAGGGGUGCAUUCAACACGGGCUUUCAAUUUUUCAUUGGCAUUGGUGUAGUUGCAGCAAAUUGUUUGAACUAUGGUGCUGCUAGACUCGAAUGGGGUUGGCGACUUUCCCUUGGGCUCGCCGUAGUACCUGCAGCCAUCAUGAUAAUUGGUGCACUUCUCAUUUCAGACACACCGAGCAGCCUUGUGGAGCGUGGAAAACUGGAAAAGGCCAAGAAAUCUCUAGCCAAAAUCCGAGGAAAAGAAACUGAUAUUGAAGUUGAACUAGCGGAUCUUGUCAAGUCCAGUGAAAUUGCGAAAGCCAUGAAUCGAGAACCUUUCUUGACAAUUUUUGAGAGGCAAUAUAGGCCCCAUCUUGUCAUGUCUAUUGCUAUACCAUUUUUUCAGCAACUCAGUGGAAUUAAUAUCAUUGCCUUCUACGCCCCAGUUCUUUUCCAGUCUCUGGGAUUUGGAAAUGACUCAGCUCUCAUUGGUGCAAUAAUUCUAGGACUGGUUAAUCUUGCUUCCAUCCUUGUGUCCACUGCCGUAGUUGAUCGAUAUGGGCGAAGACUUUUGUUCAUUGAGGGUGGUGCACAAAUGUUCAUUUGUCAGGUUGCGGUUGCAUUUGUAGUAGCUGCGGCGGCGGGUACUUCCGGAACCAGGCACAUUUCUAAGGAAUAUGGUGCCUCCAUAGUGGCGCUGAUGUGCGCCUACGCAGCAGGUUUUGGGUGGUCAUGGGGUCCUCUCAGCUGGCUCAUUCCAAGUGAAAUAUUUCCGGUGAAAAUUCGAACGACAGGGCAAAGCAUAAGUGUUGCUGUGAAUUUUGCUACAACUUUCAUCCUGUCUCAAACAUUCUUGACCAUGCUGUGUCACUUCAAGUAUGGUGCUUUUCUUUUCUAUGCUGGUUGGAUCGCUGUAAUGACCAUAUUCAUUGUAUUUUUCAUGCCUGAAACCAAAGGGAUUCCUAUGAAUUCAAUGCAUCAGGUUUGGGAAAAGCAUUGGUUUUGGCGUAGGUUUGUUACGGUGCAGCCGUAGGCGAUAUCUAUGGUGAAACCGAAAAUUAAUUUAGAACCAAGACAAGGUUCAAAUGUUCCUUCAGAUUCGAUUUACUAGUUGGUAAACUGAAGAGAAACGAUCAGGCCCUGAAGAGCUAGUUUGUUAUGAAACUUUGAUUUGUUUCUUUUACAGUAUUGUCAUCAACAGCCUCGAAAGGUAUUCUAACA